AUGCCCUACAAAUCAAGAUGGCAGUUGACACCACCGACGUUGUCAGUUCCGUCAUUUAUGUUCGGAUCUUCGACCUCCAACGUCAAUUCAACUGACAAAAUCCUUGUGGAUGCAAAACGCCCCGACACUCAUUUUCUUACCCUUCAUACCUAUCGCGAAUGGUCCAAGAGAUUUGCCGCUGGCCUCCAGUUCGCAGGACUUGAAAAUGAGGAUCGCGUGCUACUGUUCUCCCCUAACAGCAUCUUCUAUCCGGUUGUUGUCAUGGGUGCUUUGAUGGCCGGCGCCAUCUACAACAGCGCGAAUCCUGCCUAUACGCCGCGGGAACUUGCUCAUCAACUUAGAGAUUCCAGUCCUCGCAUUGUCCUCGCGGCAGAGAGCUGCAUAGAGAAAGCACUGGAAGCAGCUGAUCUUGUCGGAUUCGAUAAGAAACGUAUCUUUCUCUUCUCAGAGGUGCCCAUGGACCACGAGAAAGAAGUACCGCCCACAACCAAUGCCAAAGUGCAGCAUUGGAGCGAACUGCUUGCAAAGCCUGAGAUUGGUCGAAAUUUUGCCUGGGAAGAGCGCAACACCGAGGCUUUUUCGGAGCGCACUGCAAUUCUGAUCUAUUCCUCAGGCACUACCGGCCUUCCGAAGGGUGUUGAAUUAUCUCAUCGAAGUCUGGUCGCAAAUAUGAUUCAACUCAAAAUGAUCUCUAUGUCUGAUUCAACCAUCGUUGCUCGACGGACUCUUUGCGCGGUCCCCAUGUACCAUGCAUUGGGGCUAUGUUACUACAACUUUACGGCGCCGAAAUGGGGUCUCGAGACAUACCUGAUGGAGCGGUUCAAUCUGGCAGAUAUGCUGGAUCACAUUCAAAGAUUCAAAGUCACGGAACUUGUGCUUGUCCCGCCAAUGCUGGUAGCCAUGGCUAAACACCCUUCGGUUCGCGAUGGCACUUGUGACAUCAGCAGCAUCAGAAAGGUGCUGGCAGGCGCGGCGCCCAUUGGCAUGGAAGUAACGCAGCAGUUCGAAGAGCUUUGGAAUGGUAGGAUCAGAGUACGGCAAGCAUGGGGGAUGUCAGAGACACCUGCAAUCACGCUGUGUUGGGACGAAAAGGAGAGCUCGGGUCCGUCGUCAAUAUCAAUCGGCGAGUUAGUCCCUGGGGCAGAAGCAAUGCUCGUCAAGGAGAACGGCGAGGAAGAAACCCAGCCAGGCGAGAGGGGAGAAUUCUGGAUCCGCUCUCCGAACGCAAUGAAGGGAUACUGGCGCAAUCCAAAAGCUACUACCGAAACUAUCAGCAAUGGAUGGCUGAAGACCGGCGACGUAGCAUACCGAGACGAAGCUGGAAAGUGGUACAUGGUUGAUCGGAUGAAGGAAUUGAUCAAAGUGAAGGGUGUCGCGGUUGCCCCCGCAGAGCUCGAAGCUCUUCUCCUCGAGCAUUCCGAGAUUGUGGACGCCGCGGUGAUCGGCGUAAAGACGGCGACGGAUGACGAACGGCCGCGCGCGUACGUUGUGCGGGCACCGAAUUCACGACUUACUGAAAAGGAUGUCGUGGACUUCGUCAGGAUACGAGUGUCAACGAUUAAGCACCUCACAGGAGGCGCGGCCUUUGUGGAUGCUAUCCCCAAAAAUCCGUCGGGAAAGAUAUUACGGCGGCAGCUGAGGGAGCUCGCUGCAAAGGAGACGGGUUCGAAGUUGUAG
Messenger RNA from Cladophialophora psammophila CBS 110553, 1677 nucleotides. RefSeq lists its product as uncharacterized. Lineage: Eukaryota; Fungi; Ascomycota; Eurotiomycetes; Chaetothyriales; Herpotrichiellaceae. Bases 1 to 1677 code for a protein of 558 amino acids. Gene Ontology annotation, biological process: secondary metabolic process. The record is from RefSeq and is a predicted model, not a curated record. The transcript has 5 exons. Gene Ontology annotation, molecular function: CoA-ligase activity.